AUGAUAAAUCAGUAUUCAAUCAAGGAGAGACUGAAUCAUUUGAUGAAGCCUGGAACAGAUUUAAAAACAUGCUCCGGAAAUGCCCUCAGCAUGGGUUCGAUAAAAAGACCCAGAUUCGAUUCUUCUACACAGAAUUACUUUCAUACCAUAAGAGCAUGGGCGAUUCCAAAGAAAACUCCACGUGUCUACGAGGUGGACGCUUUUUCAGCAAUAUCUACAAAAAUUGGUUCUCUCUAUGCGAAAUUUUUGAAGGAUAUCAUAUCAAAUAAACGCAAGCUGGAAGAUCAUGAGACAGUUAUGCUUACUAAGGAAUGUAGUGCCAGAAUUCAGAAUAAGCUUCCACCAAAACUAAAAGAUCCAGGGAGUUUUACUAUUCCUUGCACAAUCGGUGAAGUGUAUUUUGAUAAAGUUGAGAAGUUCAUAUUCCCAGCGGACUUUCUUAUCCUGGACAUGGAAGAGGAUAAGGACGUUCCAUUGAUAUUUAGCAGACCAUUUCUGGCAAUAGGGAGAGCGUUAAUUGAUGUUCAAAGAGCAGAAUUUGACAGCUGUUAUCAAGUUGACAUUAUUGACAAGGCAGUACAAGAAACAUUCUUACUACACGGUCCAUCUGAUGCCUAUGAGACCAACCCGCCGUACACAAGAAAGAAACACUUCGAGGAACUAGGGACAAGAAAUAAAAAGCCACUACCUUCCAUUCAGCGGCCACCAGUUUUAGAACUCAAACAACUAUCGCCACAUCUCAAAUAUGCUUAUUUAGGAGAGUCAGAUACACAUCCAGUAAUCAUUUCGAACACAGUCAGUGAGAUGGAGGAGGAAAAACUGCUCAGGGUACUUAGAGAGAACAAGACGGCGAUUGGUUGGAUAAUAGUUGACAUUAAAGGAAUCAGUCCUUCCCUGUGCAUGCAUAAAAUUUUAAUGGAGGAAAAUUGCAAGCCUAGCAUAGAAAGUCAGAGAAGAUUGAACCCAAACAUGAAGGAAGUGGUCAGGGCUGAGAUACUGAAGUUAUUGGAUGCAAGAAUUAUCUACCCAAUUUCGGAUAGUGCAUGGAUCAGCCCUGUUCAAGUGGUAUCGAAAAAAGGGAGAAUCACAGUGAUACCUGUCGCACCAGAGGAUCAGGAGAAGAAAUUGGGAAAAAGGCCACUUUAUGGUGCAGGAAGGCAUUUUAAAGGAGUUCGCAAUUUUUUGGGGCACGCUGGGUUCUACCGGAGGUUUAUAAAAGAGUUCUCGAAGAUCACUAAACCUUUGUGCAAUUUGCUAAUGAAAGAUGUAACCUUUGAGUUCAAUGAGAAUUAUCUCACAGCCUUCAACACUUUAAAGGAAAAGCUUAUGACAACACCAGUAAUUGUAGCAUCGGACUGGGAAUUGCCUUUUGAAUUGAUGUGUGAUGCAAGUGAUCACGUUGUAGGUACAGAGCUAUUGGCUGUGGUAUUUGCAUUCGACAAAUUCAGGUCAUACCUCGUCGGGUCUAAAGUCAUCGUCUAUACUGAUCAUGUUGCAUUGAAGUAUCUGCUCACAAAGAAGGAUGCAAAGUCGAGAUUAAUUCGUUGGGUGCUGUUGUUGCAAGAAUUUGACAUUGAGAUACGCAACAAGAAGGGCACCGAGAACGUAGUAGCAGAUCGCCUAUCCAAACUAGAACCUGGGGAAACGGAAGAUUUAGUGGAUAUAAAUGAGAUCUUCCCGAAUGAACAGAUGUUGAGAGUAGAUGAAGCACCUUGGUACGCAGAUAUUGUCAAUUACUUAGCCAGUUCCAUUCCACCGCCUGACUGCUCCAGUCACCAAAGAAAAAAAUUCUUCGCCGAGUUAAAAUACUAUUUCUGGGAGGAUCCAAUUCUCUAUAGACGAGGAGCUGAUCAGAUAGAGAGGAGCUGGCAAGUUGAGGUAUCUAAUCGGCAGUUGAAGAGAAUACUAGAAGUCACUGUGAAUUCAUCUAGAAAGGAUUGGUCUAAAAAGUUGGACGAUGCAUUAUAG
Olea europaea var. sylvestris is the source of this 1968-nucleotide messenger RNA. RefSeq lists its product as uncharacterized. The transcript is spliced from 10 exons. Lineage: Eukaryota; Viridiplantae; Streptophyta; Magnoliopsida; Lamiales; Oleaceae. Bases 1 to 1968 code for a protein of 655 amino acids. The record is from RefSeq and is a predicted model, not a curated record.